AUGUCUGGGCGUCUCUCUUCCGAUCGCUCGCGUUCCUUAUCGCAAUCCUCGCAGUCUCUCCCUCAACGACACUCUCAAGGACUGGAUUCCGACUCAAUGCAUCAUCGUUCUCCCUCCGGUCGCUCCUCGAACGUUAAUGUCUUUUCAGAUGAAUACUCACUGGAACCGAUUGACUCUGAACAGUCUACCCUUACGCCGCGCAGCCCCUCAAUUUCGUCCACCGCUUCAUCUCAUACGCUUCGUUCGGCUGCCCUUCCUCCUCAGAAAACAUACAACACCGUGCCCAUUGAUCCUCCAGAUGUGAUCGAGAAUCCAUUUGGCGAUGAUGCUAGGGUCUCCUUCGAUGAUACCCCCCAUCGAUCAAGUCUACCGCAGAAAGGGGGAUUGGAUUUUUCUACCCGUGACUCGACUGCUUCCAACAACACAGAUGCCUCCGUGGCUCGCCGCAGUCAAAGUACUUCCUCGCGGUUCUCCUUACCAACUCGCGCAAUGAGUCCUUACACCGGAGCAACUGGUCCCAGUCACCCAUAUGCGAUGUAUCCACAGGUCGGUGUCAGCCGAUCGCCCAGCAUUGCUACUACAUCAACUGUGCGACCGAUGGAGCGACCGUUGGGCGAUUCAAACGCGCCACAACACCCAUAUGCCAUGUAUUCGCAAGCUGUCGUGCCAGAGGAGGCAUUGGAUACUCCCAUUCAUAAUCCGGUGAUCCCGCUCGGAUUUCCCGGGCACGAGCAAGCCUAUCAGCGACCCCCUGGCCGUGCUGAUGACGAUGUUGGAGAUCUCAUAGGGCCUGAUGGCCAUACCGAACAACUUCCUCCUUAUUCACGGUACCCUGACGGGAUUCUACCGAAGGAGGAAGGCACACCGGAGUCUGGAGUUGGUGCUGGCAUCAUCACAGAAGAAAUAGCGCGUAGUACGUCGCGAGAGCCCCCCGUCUCAGAGACUUCCUCUAGGACUUUAGUAGCGGCAAAUACGGGAAACUCGGUGAAUGGGAAUCGAAACCCUCCUGAAGAACAUGAGGAGCAGCCCGCUACGGGCGUUAUGGCGUUUGAGGAAAAGUUGAAAAGCAAAGGCAAGAAGAGGGUGUGCUGCGGAUUGCCGAUCUGGACACUGGUUCUUAUCAGCAUCGUUAUCUUUGUGGUAGCGUGCAUUGCAGGUGUCAUUGGGGGCGUUCUUGGGGCGAAAAAGGCGGCGAGAGAGGAAAGCUCGAAACCCAAAGGUCCUUACAUCGUCACGGUGACAGCUACGCCCAGGGCGGAUGCGACGCCCAUCUCAUCGAUGCCGGCGAAUGUGUUGCCUGUGCCGACCGGCGAGUUCCUCAUUCCGGCCAAUCCCAAGAACCAGUCGAAAUUUUGCAUUGCUGAGUCGGCUUACACAGCAUCAUGGGGCUGCAUUGGCCGCAGCAAAAUCCCGAUCAUAGUUCAGGGAGGGGAUGGUCAUCGGCACAAUAUCACUUUCGAACAACGACCCCUGAGCUCUUCAUUCUCCUAUGGUGCCCAGGCACCGGUUUUGCCCCAGACCCAGCAACUGACCCCGGCCUACGAUUCGGGCGACAUGGCCCUAGGCCCUGCCCUUACUUUCUUCACCUUGUUUGACAAGCUGGUUAUUGUCCCCCAAGGGACCUUCUCUUCGAAUUAUGCAUCGAAGCGCUCCGUCUCAGAGCGCGACGUGAUGGCUGAAUCUUUCCAUCGCAAGCAGACAGUGCAAGCAGGCGAUCGACCGUGGUUUUGUUGGUGGAAUGGCACCAUGAUGGAAUUCUUUUUGUACACGAAUCAGACAUCCAAGAAUGCUCGGCAGAGCUCGACGGCUUCAUCCGCACCGGGCGAAACGUCGGCCGCUCAGAAUGGGAAGAGAGGCACGACAUCUGUUGAUUCUUUAUCUGACUAUCCUCGCCGGAUCAAAAUAGAGGAGAAGCGAAACCACCCUGGUUCCCGAGCGCCCUACUGCCAGCAGAUGCAGGUGUUGGACGACGGAUCGAUAGCAACGGCUUCCCCCGAGAGAAUUGAGAUCAAGGAAGUGGAACCGACACCGACAACGACCCUCAAAGGCUAUGGCAGUGCGACUCAAACCUACACAGCCAAGGCACAAUAUGAAAGUGUGUGCUACUGCGCAUCAUUGACCGAUUAG
Aspergillus pseudoviridinutans is the source of this 2127-nucleotide messenger RNA. RefSeq lists its product as uncharacterized. Lineage: Eukaryota; Fungi; Ascomycota; Eurotiomycetes; Eurotiales; Aspergillaceae. The transcript has a single exon. Bases 1 to 2127 code for a protein of 708 amino acids. The record is from RefSeq and is a predicted model, not a curated record.